Messenger RNA from Cavia porcellus (domestic guinea pig), 3698 nucleotides. RefSeq names its product limb development membrane protein 1 (gene Lmbr1). Gene Ontology annotation, molecular function: transmembrane signaling receptor activity. The transcript has 18 exons. The record is from RefSeq and is a predicted model, not a curated record. Lineage: Eukaryota; Metazoa; Chordata; Mammalia; Rodentia; Caviidae. Bases 252 to 1724 code for a protein of 490 amino acids. Gene Ontology annotation, cellular component: plasma membrane. Gene Ontology annotation, biological process: signal transduction.
CCGCCCCACCCCGCCUGGCGCCCGCCCGCCCCCUGCAGACCGAGCGGCUUAGCCGGGCAGCUGAGGCGACUCUGAGACGACGACUUAGCGACCCCUCUGUGCGCUACACCGGUCCCAGCCCGCGGGCAAUGGUGCGGCGGAGCUCGCGGACCUGGGCGGCGCGGCGGCGAGCAUGAAGGGAGGAUGGAAGGUCAUGACGAGGUGUCGGCGCGGGAGCAACACUUCCACAGCCAAGUGCGGGAGACCACGAUAUGUUUUCUUCUUUUUGCCAUUCUCUAUGUUGUUUCCUACUUUAUCAUCAGAAGAUACAAGAGAAAAUCAGUCCACAAAUGCCACUGACUCAUGGGAAGAGGCUGACAUCUGGUUCUCUACCCAGUGGCCCAUGCAUGGAUGAACAAGAAGAUGAAGAUGCCAUAGUCAACAGAAUUUCGUUGUUUCUGAGCACCUUCACUCUCGCCGUGUCAGCUGGGGCUGUGUUGCUUUUACCCUUCUCAAUAAUCAGCAAUGAAAUCCUGCUGUCUUUUCCUCAGAACUACUAUAUUCAGUGGCUGAAUGGCUCCCUGAUUCAUGGUUUAUGGAAUCUUGCCUCUCUCUUUUCUAAUCUCUGUUUAUUUGUGCUGAUGCCCUUUGCCUUUUUCUUUCUGGAAUCUGAAGGUUUUGCUGGCCUGAAAAAGGGAAUCCGAGCCCGCAUUUUGGAGACUCUUGUCAUGCUGCUGCUUCUUGCUUUACUGAUUCUCGGGAUAGUUUGGGUGGCUUCCGCACUGAUUGACAACGACGCAGCUAGCAUGGAGUCUUUAUAUGAUCUCUGGGAGUUCUACCUGCCCUAUUUAUAUUCCUGUAUAUCAUUGAUGGGAUGUUUGUUACUUCUCUUGUGUACACCAGUGGGCCUCUCCCGCAUGUUCACAGUCAUGGGUCAAUUGCUGGUGAAGCCAACAAUUCUUGAAGACCUGGAUGAGCAAAUUUAUAUUAUUACCCUAGAGGAAGAAGCACUCCAGAGGCGGCUAAAUGGGACGUCUUCAUCAGUGGAGUACGACAUGAUGGAGUUGGAACAAGAACUUGAAAAUGUAAAGACUCUUAAGACAAAACUAGAGAGGCGAAAAAAGGCUUCAGCAUGGGAAAGAAAUUUGGUGUAUCCUGCUGUUAUGGUUCUACUUCUUAUUGAGACGUCUAUCUCAGUCCUUUUGGUGGUGUGUAACAUUCUUUGCCUAUUGGUUGAUGAAACAGCAAUGCCAAAGGGAACAAGGGGUCCUGGAAUAGGAAAUGCUUCCCUCUCUACUUUUGGUUUUGUGGGAGCUGCACUUGAAAUCAUUUUGAUUUUCUAUCUUAUGGUGUCUUCCGUUGUUGGUUUCUAUAGCCUUCGAUUUUUUGGAAACUUUACACCUAAGAAGGAUGACACAACCAUGACAAAGAUCAUUGGGAAUUGUGUGUCAAUCUUGGUCUUGAGCUCUGCUCUGCCUGUGAUGUCCAGAACACUGGGAAUCACUAGGUUUGACCUCCUUGGAGACUUCGGAAGGUUUAAUUGGCUGGGAAAUUUCUAUAUUGUUCUGUCCUACAAUCUACUCUUUGCCAUUGUGACAACAUUGUGUCUGGUCAGAAAAUUCACCUCUGCUGUACGAGAAGAACUUUUCAAGGCCCUAGGGCUGCAUAAGCUUCACUUAUCGAAUACUUCAAGGGAUUCAGAGGCAACCAAAGCAUCUGCAAACGGGCACCAGAAAGCACUGUGAGACCCCGGCGGCAGGCGUUCUGCAAGCAAGAGUCAGAGGUCCACAUCCUGAUACCCCACCUGCACAUGGAGAGCAUCUCCACACUGACCUCGGUGCAUGUUUAGGGCCUGGGCCAGCAGUGUCUGCUGUAAUCUAAGAAUCUGGCUACUGCUGAUCUUGUGUUUUAAACUCAGCUUUCAGGGAAACUCAAUAGUUUCCCGUGCAGCACAGAUUCCUGGAGACACACAGGAAAGUAUACUCCUCCGUGGCUCUCGUCAGUGAGGUGUCAUCCUGAUGUGAAAACUAUGUCAGAAAUGGCAGAACAAGACUUUGUUCCCAUAUGUGUCAUUCACCAUGGAGACACCCACUGCCAGGGCCACCUGGCACCAAGGGAGGUUUGUGGGCCUGCAGAAGCAGCUCACAGAGUCUCUCCCUGCAGUGGCCGUACUGGAAAUACAGUAACUGGACAUUCAUUUUUUAUUUCCCUAUAAAAAGUGUACUUUCCAAUUUAGAUUACAGAAUUUCCACUAGACUUUGAGCCAAGGAAAAAUGCUAAAUCCUUUAAGACCUAGAGCCUUGGUGACAAGCUGCAGGAGCGUCUUCUGUGCUUGUUACAGAACGCCCUGUAAGAGCAUGCAGGUCAUCACGGCUGAGGGCAACGGACCUGUGUGUGGCUCAGUGUUACCUCUCAUAAUGCAGCUACCAGUGUUGAGCACACUUGUAAUUUAGAUUUUGCCUUAUAGGUUAUACAUACACUCCCUUUUUAAAAGUAUUCUUUUUAAAAAAAUCACUUAAUUCCCUCUGUAUCUAUGAUGUGUAUGAGAAAUGUUGAUGCUAAAUGAUAGGAGCCCCUUUUUUCCUCAUACUCUUCAGGUUUUGGUUAUUUUUGUGUACUCUAAAUUAAGCCUAUAAGUUACCAGCACAACACCUAGAACUUACAAAGUCGGCAUUCUUGAUGUGAGACUUAGGUUUACACUAUGACAUAAUCUGCUAAUCAUUCAGCUGCUACAUUGUAAAUAAUCAUUGAUAUGGUUUCUUGACUCUGAGUCCACUGAUCAAAAAACAUUAACAUAUAUGCCAGGCGUGGUGGCACACACCUGUAAUCCCAACACUUGGGAGACUGAAGCAGGAGGAUUACUAUGAGUUCAAGACCACCCUGGGCUACAAAAUGAGUUCAAGGCCAGCCUGAACUGCAUAAUGAGACCCUGUCUCAAAAGAGACAAAACAAACAAACAACAAAAAACCCCAGUAACAUAUGCUCUGCAUUUUCACUCAUUAGGCUGGACUCCUGAGCACUGUGCAUGCAAAAAUAAAAGGUUGGCCGCUCUGCACACAGUUCCUAGUCAUAUAAUCGUAUAAAUGGGUGUGUUCAUAGGCACCAUGUGCAUGGUGAUGGGCUGUCUGUGUUCAGACAACAGUAAACAACAUUUCCCCCAAAUUAUUCAAUGUGAAGAUAUUUAGGGGGAAGGAAGAAAUGUAUAAACAAGCUGUAUCUAUUGACACAAAAAUUUCCACAUAGACCUAAACCAUAAGAAAAUCUAAUCUGAACCGUGUAAGUUGCACUGAGUAAACUUCCCAUUUAUACUUCCGCAUUUCCUUCUGAGCUCCACAUCUUUUGAAGACACAGCAUAGCUUUACAGGAGAUGAGUGCUCACUUUGUGACUCUGAGCAGCACUUGGCACAGGCCGCCAGUCUUGGAUGGGUGGGUUUCUCAGCGUGUGACCUGUGCACCUAGAAGCUUAACAUGAUGCCAGCUGUUUUGUAAUUUCACUGGUGAUUCUAUCCACGCUAGUAUUAGUGGCAAGCUUUGAUUUUUUUUACUGGAUAUUGGAGUCCACACUUUGAGCCGACUAAGUCCAGGGGAGAACAGAAAGAUGCUAUGUUCUAAAAUCACUUCUAUAUCAGUGUCAGGGCACAUCCAGUGAAAGAGUUCCUGGGCAUUUGUAAGCUAUCUGAAUGUUUUUUAGUAAAAUAUUAAACUUUUCAUUGUCUGUG